Synchiropus splendidus (mandarinfish) is the source of this 711-nucleotide messenger RNA. RefSeq names its product NK2 transcription factor related 7 (gene nkx2.7). Lineage: Eukaryota; Metazoa; Chordata; Actinopteri; Syngnathiformes; Callionymidae. Gene Ontology annotation, biological process: regulation of transcription by RNA polymerase II; cell differentiation. The record is from RefSeq and is a predicted model, not a curated record. Gene Ontology annotation, molecular function: DNA-binding transcription factor activity, RNA polymerase II-specific; RNA polymerase II cis-regulatory region sequence-specific DNA binding. Bases 1 to 711 code for a protein of 236 amino acids. Gene Ontology annotation, cellular component: nucleus. The transcript is spliced from 2 exons.
AUGCAUCCCAGCGCCACCGCCGCCACGACGCCCUUCUCUGUCAAGGACAUCCUCAAUCUGGAGCAUCAGCCUGGAGCCUUGGAUCGGGACUUGUCCAGGAGUGAUCAGGUGGUGCCGUUGCUGUGUCAGAGCGCCAGCGGGGAGGUCGGAACCGGCGGGUUUUAUGAGGAGCAGCGCGUCUACGGAGCAGGAGAGAAGAUGGAAAGCCAUGUGAGAAGAGAGGAGACGCGAGAACAUGACCUGGACAGCUCCAGCGACAGCGGCGCCUCCCCGCACUGCAGCCGCAGGCCGCGCAGGAAGCCCCGGGUUCUCUUCUCGCAGUCCCAGGUGUCCGAGCUGGAGCGACGGUUCCGACAGCAGCGUUACCUGUCCGGCCCGGAGAGAGAGCACCUGGCUCUGGUCAUCAAGCUCACAUCCACACAGGUGAAGAUCUGGUUCCAGAACCGGAGGUACAAGUGCAAGCGCCAGAGACAGGACAAGAGUCUGGAGCAGGCGGGCUACUUCCCACCCGCGGCCCGGAGAGUAUCGGUGCCGGUGCUGGUCCGUGAUGGGAGACUUUGCGGAUCCGGGUCUCACCACCUCGCUCCCUAUAACGUGACUGUGGGACAGUACCAGCCUGGGUUUGGGUUCGGGGGCGCCAGCGCGUACAGCAGCGGCUACAACCUGGACAGCGACGGUCACUUCUUCUCGGAGGGGGUCAGAGGAUGGUGA